Mytilus californianus (California mussel) is the source of this 2173-nucleotide messenger RNA. RefSeq lists its product as uncharacterized. The coding region runs from base 89 to 1195 and encodes 368 amino acids. Lineage: Eukaryota; Metazoa; Mollusca; Bivalvia; Mytilida; Mytilidae. The transcript has a single exon. The record is from RefSeq and is a predicted model, not a curated record.
UACAAUACCAAACACAUCAAUAGCACUGUAUCGCUAUCUGUGUCAAAAUAUAGCAGGAUCAGAACAUCUUGUUAAAACAAUCAGAUUGAUGAACAUGGUCAGGGACGAUAUUACAAGUAACGAAAAGCUAACAGAUAUAACCAGUGGAAGUUUUGGAGAAGGACUAGAUAUGCGUGGAAGUGAUUUAGAUAUAAUGUUUGUAAAUACAAGUUUCGAGGUAUUAGAGGAUGUAAACUUAAAAUGCUUUAAUAAAAAUAUAACGUAUUUUUCUAUUGAAAGAGACGAUGUAAAACCCGGUUUUACACUGUUGACACUGGAAUAUACCAGACAUCAUAAUGUUUUUGAAUGCUGUGAGCGACAUUAUGGUAAACAUUAUUAUUCGAGUGCAUUAUAUAAACAACAGUUCUUGUCUGGAGUUAAUUUAAUUCAUGGACCGUGUAUAUCGGACAAAUCAGGAGAUUUUGACGGAGCAAGUUGUUUACAUUGUCGAACGUGGAUAUCACCUGCCGUACAAUGGAUAACACGAUCAAGUAACUCAUGGCCGAGUAAUAAUGUCAAACAAAGUAUUAUAAACCACGGAGUACUUUUUGUACCGAUCGGAGUUAAGGGAUCACCAAAAGAGGAUCUAGAAUGGCGAAUAUCUUUUUCGGUUGGUGAAAAAUUUCUAAUAAAUUCCUUUACACAUACUCAAUUACUGUGCUAUUCUCUUUUAAAAAUUCUUUUGAAAGAUGUAAUUGCUACUUACUCCGAAUGUAAAGAUUUACUCUGUUCUUAUUUCAUGAAAACAAUUGUUUUCUGGUUAUCUGAAGAACUGCCACAAUCCGUAUGGAAACCUGAUAAUAUCAUACCUUGUUUUAUGCAAUGUUUUAGCAGGCUGGUUUAUUGUGUUGAGCACUCAGUUUGCUGGCAUUACUUCAUUCCAGAAAACAACAUGUUCGAUAACAAAAUAGAAGGCCGUGCUCGUGAAAUACUUUUAGAGAAACUAUGUACGUUGUAUAGAUAUGGUUGGCGAUGCAUCUUUUUUUCAGAUCAACUAUCAAACUUUCAGGUAUCAAUGUGGAAUUUUCAAAUCGACCCACAUACAUUAUUUGUAAAUGACGUUGAGAAAAUACUUAUAUCCAAGUUAUUUGUUUAUGCAAAUUUUUCCGUGAAUCUUGGUUCCGAAGAAGUGGAAUCGAAUAUAACCAAAAAUUGACUAAUACGGAAAGUUUUGUGUCAGCAAUCUUCAAUAAAAUACUUAUAUAAAUACUACAUGUCAAUGUGGUCUAACGGACUUGCCCAAAAUAUACCACUGGAAAGUAAAUUUAGUUAUAAUAAAUACCGAUACAAACAGUACAAAUCCUGUCUAAGUACUUUUAUACAGAAUGUCUAUCAUGACGCCGUAUCUGGAUGGCUGACAGUAGCUUCUCUUUUCUAUAAGACAAAGCAAUACAAUAAAACUUUACUAAUCAUUACGUAUUCUUUAUCGAAAUGUACUCAAGAAAAACUGUACCGCGGCAUGACGAUGUCGGAUAUCCAUUACCAAUUGUUAAAACUUCCAUCAUUCCAAAGGAAGAGUUUAAUGUAUCUAAAAAAAAUAAUGCUUGUAGAUUUUAUCGUAUUCAGGAUGCAUUCUACGUUAAUUCCGGAUGAAUUUGAAAUGGUAGAUUUGAGUGAAGUACACUGGUUUCCAUCUACAGCAUAUGCUUAUUUCCUUAAUUUUCUUUGUCAUUAUCAUCUGAAUAAUGUCCGACAAUGUCAAGAUUCACUCAAAGGUCUUCAAUCGGAUAUACAAGAAAAGUAUUUGACAGGAGAACGAAUAAAUUUUUCUAGAGAAGGAGUCUACACUAUUUUAGGAAUUGCUUUGCAGUUAUUAGGCGACAAGGAAUCCGCACGACAAGCAUUCUUACAAUCUGUUGAAUUACAACCGGAUGAUCAUUUAGAUCUAUCGUAAGUCGCGUACUCUAAUAAACAAAAGCCAUGACAAAAUCAAAGACCAAUAUUUCAAUUAGAUAGGUUGAAUUAAAAUCGAUCUUAUUGCGCAAUUAUGCUGUAAAGAGACUUAUACGAAUGAGUUGAAUGUGACAUCUGUGCAGUUAAACUACCGAAAUUAUUAUAUAAGUGUUUUGACUGUCUACAAAAGUUCAAUUUAAUUAAAUAGGUUAAAUAUGUGUCUGUUACUCGGAAACGGUGA